AUGCAACCCUCCAUCUCCGUCAGCCCCAGCGGGGUGAUUGCCCCGGGGGGAGCCGUCACCAUCCGCUGUCAGUGUCGGUGCGAGGCCAGGAGGUUAUUUCUGUAUAAAGGUGGAAUCCAAAUCAAGGAGCUGGAUGCUGCUGGGGAAGGGGGUGAAUUCACCAUCCCCAGCGCCAGACGGGAAGAUGGAUGGGUCUACACGUGUCGAUCUCGCUCCAGAUCGGAGCCACCCAACUGGUCGUAUUCCAGUGAUAUUCAGAACGCGAGGUUCCUUCUGUACAAAGAUGGAAACCUGACCACGCUGGAGGACGUGGAGCCGGCUGGGGACGCCGCUGAGUUUCCCAUUCGCAAUGUGAGCUGGAGACACGCAGGAAGCUACAGCUGCUAUUAUUACCGACAUUGGUACCCGUUCAUCUUGUCGCAUCCCAGUGACCCUGUGGAGCUGGUGGUAGCAGAGGGAACUGACCCAGCUGGGCCCCAGCAGACGGAUCCGCCCCCGACGGAGCGGGAGGGAGAAGAUGCCGGUUCUAUUCCCGCAGGGGGAACCAACCUGACCCAGGCUGGAGCGGCGCCGGCUCCCACCCGCCCGGGCAGCGCGGGGCCAGCAGCCCCCUCGGGAUGCCCGGAUUUCAUCCACACCAACAUCGCCCACCUGGUGCUGGGCGCCGUGAUCCUGCUCGUCCUGGAGCUGAUCCUGGCUGAAACCUAUUACAGCUGCCCGAGGGGGGCACCUAGACCCCCAGAGCUUCCUUCUCCCCUGCCCCCAAAUCUCCCCACCCCAGGGAGCGGCUGUGAUACCGGAGCCUCCAAAUGUCCCCUCGUGGUGGGUUCAGCCGACGAAGAGCUCCCUGCGCCCAGAUCCUGCAUCUCCAUCAGCCCCAGCGGGAUGAUCGCCCUGGGGGGAGCCAUCACCAUCCGCUGUCAGUGUCGGUGCGAGGCCAGGAGGUUAUUUCUGUAUAAAGGUGGAAUCGAAAUCCAGGAGCUGGAUGCUGCUGGGGACGGGGUUCCUUAUUUGGGGCUUGGUAGAGCUGGGCACGGGGGUGUUGGUGGCAGCGCUGAGGGGCCCCUCGCUGCCCCCAUCAUGGCAUCUGCUCUCACCGUCCUCUUCCUCGGCUGCUGGCUGGCUGGGCAAAGGGGGCUUUCCGGACAGCUCCCUGCGACCAGACCCUCCAUCUCCAACAGCCCCACCAGGGUGAUCGCCCCGGGGCGCGUCGUCACCAUCCGCUGUCAGUGUCAGUGCAAAGGCAGGAGGUUAUUUCUGUAUAAAGAUGGAAUCGAAAUCCAGGAGCUGGACGCUGCUGGGGACGGGGGUGAAUUCACCAUCCCCAGCGCCAGACGGGAAGACGGAGGGAUCUACAGCUGCCAAUCUCGCUCCAGAUCGGAGCCGCCCGACUGGUCGGAUCGCAAUGACAUUGUGCAGAUCUUUGUAGCAGAGCUCAUCUUCCGCAAACCCUCCAUCUCCCUGAGCCCCAGAAUGGGGGUCGCCCUGGGGGGAGCUGUGACCGUCCGGUGUCAGGGUUGGCACCAGAACAUGAGUUUCCUUCUGUACAAAGAUGGAAACCCGAAUGCGCUGCAGGACAUGGAGCCUGCUGGGGACCUGGCUGAGUUUCCCAUUCGCAACGUGAGCUGGAGAGACGCUGGGAACUACAGCUGCUAUUAUCACCACAAAUUGUACCCGUUCAUCUGGUCACAUCCUAGCGACCCCGUGGAGCUGGUGGUAGCAGGGGGAACUGACCCGACUCAGCCGGGAACGGCGCCGACUUCCACCCACCCAGGCAGCGUGAGGCCAGGGGGAUCAGAACCAAGCGCAGCACCGGGUCUGACCCGCGCCAUCAUCGGCAGGGUGAGCGCGGUGGCCGCCGGCUUCCUGCUCCUCCUCCUGAUCUUCCUCUGCUACAGAAGAACCCGAGGAAAGAAAGGACCAGCCCUGAGACAGAGCAGGGAGUCUGAGGCUGCAGCCACAGUCCGUAAGUCACUCAUGAGGGGGCAGCUAUAGGGGAGGGGUGAGUGUCCCCUGGUAGGGGCUGUGUCCUGUGGGGGGGACAUGCUGAUGUGGGUGCAGCUCUGACUCACUGCGUGCAUUUGGGGGGUGCCUUGGCCCUGCUCUGUGCCUCGGUUUCCCCUGCUGCACCAUGGGGCUAGUGUAGGAUU
This is a messenger RNA of Trachemys scripta elegans, 2150 nucleotides long. Its product is annotated as immunoglobulin superfamily member 1-like. The transcript is spliced from 16 exons. NCBI's taxonomy places the organism in Eukaryota, Metazoa, Chordata, Testudines, Emydidae. The record is from RefSeq and is a predicted model, not a curated record. Bases 1 to 1995 code for a protein of 664 amino acids.